UUAAUAAAUCCGGAAGUAAGGCGGUGCUGCUGUUUUGCUGUCGAGUCACCUCUGUGGGGAUGGAGGAAAACCAGCCGCUAUAAUGCUGCAACAGAGCAUCUCAGAUCGGGACACUUAGACACAAACCGUAGUUUAUCGUGAAUAUCGAACCGUUACCAGGAGGUUUUUUGGCAAAAAUGAUGGAGGAAAUCGACAGGUUCCAAGUGCCUCCUGUCAACGGAGAGACGCAACCUUUGGAUCCGGCAGCCUCCUCCAACUCGGAAGCUGACCCUGAUGCCAAAGGAGAGACGGUGUCUAUGAACUACAAGCCCUCACCGCUGCAAGUCCAAAUAGAGAAACAGAGGGAUCUUGCCAGGAAGGGAUCAGUGAAGAAUGGCACUGUGGGUAGUCCUGUCAAUCAACAACCUAAGAAGAAUGCUCGGACAAGGUUGGUGGUGCCAAAUAAAGGCUACUCUUCUUUAGACCAGAGCCCAGAUGAGAAGCCCCUCGUGGCACUGGACACCGACAGCGAUGACGACUUCGACAUGUCCAGGUACUCGUCAUCGGGAUACUCCUCGGCCGAGGUGAGAUGUCUGAGGGACCAGCAAAUCAACCAGGACCUCAACAUCCAGCUCCUGAAGGACGGCUACCGACUGGAUGAGAUUCCAGAUGACGAGGACCUGGAUCUGAUCCCGCCCAAAGCCGUCAACCCCACCUGCAUGUGCUGUCAAGCUCCUCCCUCCACAGCGUGUCAGAUCCAGUAGCACCGCCCUCCUCUUUACACAAGAAAAAAUAAUAAUAAUACAGAGGCCACAACGAGUGGGGUAAACAGUUUGCACACCUUUAGAAGCAGAAGAAGAAGAAAAAAAAAGGGUCUGUAAAUGUCAAAGAUGGAGGUAGGUAACACCAAUGGGUCUUGUGCACGUUCCUCCUAUGGUUGGAUAUGUGCACCUUCUGCCUUGUAUGGUGAACUUGGGCUGCAAUGAUGGCACAAACAUCAGCUUGAAGGAAAAUGUCUUCACUUUUUUUUUUUUUUUUUUUUCUCACAAGGACCAUACAGGACUGUUGAUUAGAAACCGUUGGACAAAAGACGAAAUAAACACCUCUUAUGGAGAUAAGGAAUUAUUUCUUCUGCUUCUGGUAAAGGAUUGGAAUAUGUGCGGUUGCACACCGCCCGUCUGCUUUGUCUUCGUUUACUGUGUGUGUAUGUGUGUGUGUGUCCAACAUAAAGAUGACGUGUACGCGUGCGUACUACAUAGCCCGAGAAGUGGCCCUCAACCAUUGGACUUCUCACCAUAAAGCACUAAAGGUAGUUCAAAUCUUAGUUUUCAAAUGUAACGUCUGUUUCAUCAUUGCGAUUA
This is a messenger RNA of Hippocampus comes (tiger tail seahorse), 1340 nucleotides long. It is a transcript of the gene fam219aa, whose product is annotated as family with sequence similarity 219 member Aa. The record is from RefSeq and is a predicted model, not a curated record. The transcript is spliced from 6 exons. Bases 177 to 743 code for a protein of 188 amino acids. NCBI's taxonomy places the organism in Eukaryota, Metazoa, Chordata, Actinopteri, Syngnathiformes, Syngnathidae.